GCAUCAAGCUAGCCAGCCAGCGACCUCUACCACCACCUUCGAGCUAAGCUACCUCAUCGAGCACCGCCCGUACGUGCUGUUUGUCGCUCCGGCACCAUGAGCUCCUCCGGCUCGCGCGGCGUGAGGCGGGAGUAUGGCAGGACGUACGUGGUGAGGCCCAGGGGCAGGCACCUGGCCACCAUUGUGUGGCUCCAUGGCCUCGGCGACAAUGGCGCCAGCUGGUCCCAGCUCCUGGAUAAUCUCCCACUGCCGAAUAUCAAAUGGAUUUGCCCUACUGCGCCAACACGGCCUGUCGCAGCUUUCGGUGGAUUCCCCUGCACCGCAUGGUUCGAUGUGGAGGACACUUCAGUGGAUGGCCGUGAUGACAUCGAAGGGCUGGAUGCUUCAGCUGCGCACGUAGCAAACCUGCUGUCCUCCGAGCCAUCUGAUGUGAGGCUUGGGAUAGGCGGUUUCAGCAUGGGUGCGGCCACUGCCCUCCACUCUGCCGCAUGCUAUGCUCAUGGAAGGUUCACGAAUGGCGCCGCAUACCCGAUUACCCUUAGCGCCGUCAUUGGGUUGAGCGGCUGGCUUCCCUGCUCAAGGACCCUGAGGACCAGAAUGGAGAGCUCACAAACUGCUCUCAGGAGAGCUGCUGCCUUGCCAAUCCUGCUAACCCAUGGACUAGCGGAUGAGGUUGUCACAUAUAAGAAUGGUGAGAGGUCGGCUGAGUUUCUGCAAACCUCAGGAUUCUUAUAUCUGAAUCUCAAAACCUACAACGGACUGGGACAUUAUACUAUCCCUGAAGAAAUGGACGAUGUGGCCACGUGGCUCAGCGCAAGGCUUGGACUCGAUCGAUCUCGUGGCUAAGUUCCAAGAUACACACAUGGUUCCAUGGCGUUGGUGGUGACAUAUGAGACACAAGUAUUGACAAUAUAGAGAAGGUUGAUGAUAGGUUAACUAGAGAAAAUCGUUUUGAGUUGACGACUGCCAUAAGUUGAUGAUAGCUUGUAACACUAUGUGCUUCAAUUCCUCACUUCUGGAUUUCAUGUUACAGUUGUAGUUUACUAGUAAGAGUUGUAAUACCUUGUUACUACAAAAGAGGACGCCUGUAAUGUAGUAUUGUAUUGCUUUGGUUGACUACACUAGUAACUAAUGAUGAUAUUGAGUUCUAUUAA
Lolium rigidum is the source of this 1154-nucleotide messenger RNA. Its product is annotated as acyl-protein thioesterase 1 homolog 1-like. Gene Ontology annotation, molecular function: hydrolase activity. Bases 97 to 846 code for a protein of 249 amino acids. NCBI's taxonomy places the organism in Eukaryota, Viridiplantae, Streptophyta, Magnoliopsida, Poales, Poaceae. The transcript is spliced from 9 exons. The record is from RefSeq and is a predicted model, not a curated record.